AAGGGACUCGGCACUUUUCACGCGUCCUGUGUGCAGGUCGGCCGCGUUUUCCUCUGGUUCUGAGUCUCCCCAGCCUCUCACACGCGCUGUAUUGCCAAAAUGUCGCUUUCCAGCAAGCUGACUCUGGACAAGCUGGAUGUGAAGGGGAAGCGGGUCAUUAUGAGAGUGGACUUCAAUGUUCCCAUGAAGAACAACCAGAUAACAAACAACCAGAGGAUCAAAGCUGCAGUCCCAAGCAUCAAAUUCUGCUUGGACAGUGGAGCCAAGUCAGUUGUACUUAUGAGCCAUCUGGGCCGACCUGACGGUGUCCCCAUGCCUGACAAAUAUUCCUUAGAGCCAGUUGCCGUAGAACUCAAAUCUCUGCUGAGCAAGGAUGUUCUGUUCUUGAAGGACUGUGUAGGUCCAGAGGUGGAGAAAGCCUGUGCCAACCCAGCUGCUGGGUCUGUCAUCCUGCUAGAGAACCUCCGCUUUCAUGUGGAGGAAGAAGGGAAGGGAAAAGAUGCUUCUGGGAACAAGGUUAAAGCUGAGCCAGCUAAAAUAGAAGCUUUUCGAGCUUCACUUUCCAAGCUAGGGGAUGUCUAUGUCAAUGAUGCUUUUGGCACUGCUCAUCGAGCCCACAGCUCCAUGGUGGGAGUUAAUCUGCCAGAGAAGGCUGGUGGUUUUUUGAUGAAGAAGGAGCUGAACUACUUUGCCAAGGCCUUGGAGAGCCCAGAGCGACCCUUCCUGGCCAUCUUGGGCGGAGCUAAAGUUGCAGACAAGAUCCAGUUGAUCAAUAAUAUGCUGGACAAAGUCAAUGAAAUGAUUAUUGGUGGUGGAAUGGCUUUUACCUUUCUUAAAGUGCUCAACAACAUGGAGAUUGGCACUUCUCUGUUUGAUGAAGAAGGAGCCAAAAUUGUCAAAGACCUAAUGUCCAAAGCUGAGAAAAAUGGUGUGAAAAUCACCUUGCCUAAGCUCCAGUCUUUUCUUGGUAGCUCAUUCCCUCUUUUAACUCUCUCUCCUCAGGGCUUAGACUGUGGUCCUGAGAGCAGCAAGAAGUAUGCUGAAGCUGUCUCUCGGGCUAAGCAGAUUGUAUGGAAUGGACCUGUAGGGGUAUUUGAAUGGGAAGCUUUUGCCCGGGGAACCAAAGCCCUCAUGGAUGAGGUUGUGAAAGCCAUGACUAAACCAUGA
Molecule: messenger RNA, 1167 nt
Organism: Otolemur garnettii (small-eared galago)
Lineage: Eukaryota; Metazoa; Chordata; Mammalia; Primates; Galagidae
Gene: PGK1
Product: phosphoglycerate kinase 1
Exons: 11
Coding region: 100-1167 (355 amino acids)
Biological process (GO): gluconeogenesis; glycolytic process
Cellular component (GO): cytosol
Molecular function (GO): ADP binding; phosphoglycerate kinase activity; ATP binding
Source: RefSeq, a predicted model, not a curated record